AUGGAAACCUGGAAGAACUUUGCCUAUACAAGCCAUGAUAUAUUACAUUUGGCUGUAGUUGCUGCUGAGGCAAAUAUAAGCGGUACCGCCAUUUCGGUCAUUAAUAUUUUUGAGAGUGUUUUUGGUGGUAAUAAUGAAUUUUCAGAUCUAGUGUCAUUACUUUUCGCCGAAAUAUUGUUUCAAAAAAGUGAAUUUUCCAUUGUAAUCUUUAAUAUAAAUUUUGUUUAUUCGAAGUCAUUACAAAAUUGGUGUUUAGCUUAUGUAAGAUUUACUUUAAUAACGACAUUACUUUUGAGAACAUCAUCUUUUAAACUUCUUAUCGAAACAUUCAUUCAAGUCGGAUCAAGAAAGGAAGCGAGUCAGUUGUUAGAUACGUUAGCUGGUGGUGUUGCACGUCACGUUCCUGAACAAAUGGUUGAACUUCUUGCAGCUGCCAGUGGGGGCAACCUAACGAGCGCUGAACGCUAUAUAAACUGGGCGCUUGGAGUGUAUAGUGGUAAUCAAACAGAGUUAUCCAUAAACCAGCCUACCAAAAGUUCUGUGUCUCAAGCAAAAGAGCGGAAUAUACCGAUGAGUGGACCAUUGGCACAUAGUUUAAUCAGCUUUGGAAUAGUACCCUCAAGUCGUCUAGCAAGGCUACGAGCAAGCACAAAAAAUCCAAGUGAACAAAGUGAAGAAUUUUUGAAAAUUCUACGACUGCUUGAAAUUCAAGAUGAAAACAACGAAUUACUAACGGAUAAACAAUUAGAGAAUAAAAUAUUAAACAUCGGAGAUUCACCAAUCGAUGAUAUUAAUUAUAGUAGUAACAAUACUGAAAUGAUCAAUAACUCUGAGGAGAUCAUAGAUGAUGUGCUUUCUCCUAAGUUUUUAACCACUGAAACUCGAUUCAAAUUACUAGUGAGCUUGACACAAUUGGCUCUUGAUCGUGAUCUACUGCAUAUUUGCUUAAAAUGCAUCAAGCAAUGCGAGAGUAUUAUCGAGAAAGAAAAGUUAUCGAACAAAGAAUCAGCUUCAAUGAUGUUCCAUUUUCUUUCACUUGAAAUAAACACUCAAAACCUUGUGGUGAAGGUAGCCAAAACUUCUAAUCAGUACUUAUCAGUUCAUUAUCAUGGGAUGCAGAAGUGUUAUAAUUUAUUAGAACAAUGUUUAUCCUCUCCUACCUAUCAACCAGAAACAAUUAUUCAAGGUUGUCUUACUUUGUGGCGUUUAUGUUCACCACUGAUACAGCAUAAUUCACAGACUAGGCUAAAGACAUUUAAAAGUUUACAAUUGAUCAACCAUCAUUUAACUAAACAAGAUAGUUUAUAUUUUCGUCUGAGAUGUGAAGUGCAUAUGAUGAUAGCCUAUUGUCAAGCUGAUAUGGAACAAAUCACCGAGGCUUUAGACAGUAUUGACAAGGCUAUGAAAUUUGACGAAACAGGAGAGUUUUUAUCUAGUUUAAAUUAUUACAAAAAAUGUUUAUUAUUACGUUCAAACUUAUAUGAAAUACCAAAUGAACCAAUUGAACAAGCACGUCAAAUCAUUGAACGUCUUCAAAACACUAAUAAUCUAUCAUCAACUGAAAUAAUAAAACUUUUAAAAUAUACAAAUUACUUCAGUAAUAAUAAUAAUAAUGGUAAUGAGCUUGAUGAAUAUAAAGGGAACAACUUCAAUGAUUUGUUGAGUACUUUAUUAAUUCAAAUCGGUAAACUGGUUGAUAAAAGUAUAUUUGAAGAAGUAUUUAAAUAUGAAACAACUCAAUAUGGUGGUUCGAAAUUAUUAUCAGAGUAUAAACAUAAAAGUUAUAAAGAACUGCUUUCCCAAAUAAGUUCCUACAAACAAAUUUGGUUAAAAAUUAAUGAGAGAAUUAGGCAUCAUUAUGAAAUGAUUAGUGAAAAUGCUGAAUGUGAAAUAAAUGAAAAAUUACUUGUAUGGUUCGAUUUGAUCAAAUUAGCUAAGAAAUAUCAAAUAUGGGAUUUGUGUUCAACAUUUUGCCGAUUAUGUUUAGUAUUCGAUGAUGAUACCUACUGGAGCAUACUACUAAAAAAAUUAGAGCAGUAUAGAACUACUCGAGUUAAACCUGUUAUUGGUCCAACAACCAACUUAAAAUCAACAGAUGCCAAUUUAACUACUCAAACAGCAUCCAAAACAGAGAUUCAAAAUCCAUUAAACAAAUCAAAGUCAAAUCCACGUACCAUAACUAAUUAUCCAGAUAUUGUUACCAGUUUCGAAUUGAAAUUAUAUAGUGCAUUAUCUCAGAUAUAUUGUAUAUUUGCGGAAUGUUUAUGCGUCCUGUUACGUCAACAAAUGUGUGGUAUUCAAUUAGCUGGUAACUUGAACAAUCUAAACCCAUCCUGGUUCGAUACUUCUUUAUUGAUAAAUAAUGAUAGUGAUAAUCAUAAUCAAGAUGUCAGGAAAUCUAAAGAACAACGUGAAUAUAACUUGCAAUGGAAAAAUUACUGCGAAUGGUUUAGUUUUGUCAAUGAAGCUGCAUUAUCAGCAUUUCAACGUAGCGCUGUUUUAUCUGCAAGAAUAGUCGAUUCAAAUAAUUUACAUUCAUGUGCUGUAUGUGUAUGGAAUUACUGCCUUCCAACAAUAUGUCAGAAUGAUCACCGUCAACUAACUACAACAUUUUUAGUGAUUCUAGAGAACGCCAAUAAAAUUGGAUCUAGUUGUUUACCACAUGAAUUGUAUAUUCAAAUGGCAACUGUACUUGCUCAUGGGUUGAUUCAACCUUGGCUACCGAAAUCAUUAAAAUCAACAUUUUCAGCUGAUGAGAAAAAUAAAUCUGUACAACUUAAUAUACAACAAAAAAGUCAAAAAGUGAUUCGAGGAAAGUCAGCCAAACCAAGUUUUUAUAUUGCACCGCCAGAAGGACAUCCUCACAUUAAAAAAGCAAUAGACUGGUUGAUAUUAGCUGGGAAACUAUGUGAACCAAAUAGAUUAGAUCUACUUCAAAAUAUUGAUGAGUCAUAUCAACUACAACCAAUUGUACCAAUUAGUACACGUUCAUCUUUAAUAGUUUGUUGGCUGAUAGCGAAACAGUUGAUUACCAACCCUCCAAUAUGUCGAAGUUUAUUUCCAUUGGAUUUAUCAACUGAAACUACCAAUUAUACUGAAAUGAAUUCUACAUCAGAUUCUGACAGUCAAACUCGUAAACUUGCAAUAACUAAUCAAAAAGAAGCUCAAAUCUACUUGGAGACUUUAAUAACUCGAACACUGUUAUCAGUACAUUCAUUAUGGCUUACUAAUAAGCAUAAAUAUAUAUCUGAAUGGCCUGUUACAGUUUCAAAACUUAUAGAUGAACAAAGUACUCAGACAUUAGUUGAACCAUUGAAACAAGGAGAUAUAUUAGCUGGAUUUAAAGAUGCCCCGACACUGGCAGAGGCUAUUCAUUUGAUGCAAUUAACAUUUUGCAAUCAGAAGUCUGAUGUACACACGGAAAAUCCCACAGGUAAAUCAAAUACAAUCAAAGAGCAAGAAAACAAUAUUAAAUAUGAUUUAAGAUUAGGUCAAGCAUCCAUAGAACGUUUCACAGAACUUGAAUUAUGGACUCGUUUAGCUAUGACUGCAUUUAUAACAUCACAAUUUUCAUCUAUUCUAGACAUCAUUGAUAUGUCUAAUAUUCAAAUAGAGUUAUAUCAAGGAGUUAAACAAUCCGAUGUGAAUAUCAAUUAUUGGCUGAUUCACUUACUUUCUCUACGAGGUUUAGCCAUAUUCGGUAUAUCAAAUCAAAUGAAACUGUUUCGUCAACAAAAUUUAAAAACCAGUGGAAAGUAUACCCAGCAGCAACAAACACGCGGAAAACAACGUUUCACCGAUAUGAAAUUUAAACAUGUUGAACUUCUGGGUCAAAAGCGUGAUAAAAGCACAACAAGUGAAGAUAGUCAAUCAAUUGAGAACAGCUUAUUUGAAGCGGGAGAAGAGGCCUUCUAUAAAGCGUCCAAUAUUGCUCAUAAAAUUGGACGUUAUGAUUUACUGGUCAUGAACGAGUUAGCAGCUCAAAUUCGAAAUAGUGAAAAUAAACAAGAUUUAACUACAGAGUUUUCUACUUUGAAAUUGGAAUCUAUUCUAACGGAUUCCGUCAAGUGUACAAAAGAAGUUACAAGUUUAUAUGAGACAGUAGUCAUUCCAUACCCUACAGUAAAUCAAUUUGAAAUGGAUUUGCAGUUAAGAGUUGAUAUGUAUAAAGCUUUAUACAAUGUUUAUUCAGAACAGGGGAAUUUUACGGAAGCAUUAAGUGUGCUGGCCAAAGCUACAACUAGCUUACCGCGUACCAAACACAGAAUGUCAUUGUUUCGUCAACUCGUAGUUACAAAAGCUAAAUUAGGUCAGUCAAUAGAAUUGGAUAUGCAAAAAUUCACAUCAGAACCGGAAUAUUUACAAGCACAAAUAUGGAUAGAAAUUGCUUAUGCUAGCUCAGAUAUCAACGUCCAAUUGAUGGCAUUCAAACAGUCGGUUAAUGCUAUAAAAAGUCCCGAUUAUUGGGUGUUAAAGUCUGAUCUCUUGUUACAGUUUGCUCAAUGGUUAUUUGCCCAUGGAUAUGAUAUGCCUACAUGUAUAAGUUUAGCUGAAGAAGCUGUGGAUAUAUUAAAUGAUUUAUAUAGAAAGAAUUAUGAUUUAGAUCAGUACAAAGAAACGAACUAUAGUCAACUUAUAUUUCAUUCAGAAAAUGUUCAGUAUUUAGAUAUUUUAAUGAGAGCAUGUGUUUUAUUAGCGGAGUUUUGGGAUGCAAACAAUACAAAUAUUGAACAAGAGCAUGAUCUUCAUUCACUGGAUUAUUUAAUUAUUGCCGUUAAUUGUGUUAAAACUAUUUUAAAUCUUGCUGUCUCAUCAGUUAUUGAAAGUCCACGUUUGGACCAAAAAUCACCGAAAAGUCCUCGAUCUACUUCAGUUAAAGUAAGAUCAAAAUCGAACGAAGCAACUGGUAGUGAAACUAAUCGUGGAAAACAAAGUUAUAACCCAAAUUAUAAGAAAAUAAUACCUGAUACAAUCAUUGAAUGGUCUACUUAUGAAUUAUCGGAUGAUAUUUUACAAGCUUGGCAUAAAAAUUAUACAGAAUAUCAAAGAAAAUCAACAAAUUUGAAUGAAUUUGAUUUAGAAAAUGAAAGUGGAAAUUCCUCUGGACUUAUGGAUAUAUUUUCCGUGAAAAAACAAAUUAAUCCACUGACAAUUCGUUAUCCUUUUGUAACUAUGGCAUGUUUGGACCGUCUGUUGGAUUUGAUUACUGAAAUGGGUCCAGGUCAACUUGGUUAUCCGAUUUUAGUUUUUCAAGACGGUCUUGUUCGCAGUUGGGAGAGAUAUGAUAAAUCGUCUUCGUUUGCAAAUUGUACUUGCAUUAGAAAACUUAUUCACUUGAAGUCAGUGGAACUCUCCUGUUGCUUGGGUUUAUCAUCCGGAGUAACCAAUCAUCAAAAUAAAUUAAAUUCUUUAUUGCCCAGUGAACAAGAAAUAGCUGAUGCAUAUGCACUAUUAAAAACAAAUCCAACUGAUCCAUAUAUAAAGGAUUUAAUUAAAAGUUGGAUUCAUUUAGGCGACCGAUUAGCCCGUAUAGGUCAAUGUUCUCAUGCACGUAUAUUUUUGAGUAUAUCUGAGCAAUUCAUUCUACAUCAUAACGAUCAAAUGAAAUAUUGGUUACUUGCUAGAGCAAGAUUAGCUCUAGUUGAAGGUCAAUAUAAAUUAUCUCGAUCAUUAAUUUCGAAAAUAUUUGAAUUUAAUAUAGAAGAUGAAUCCUUUUGGUUUGAUUGCCUAUCAAUAAGGAUUGAUACUUUAUGUUAUGAUCCUAAUCUAACAAUACAUAAUUUCAAUUUAUCCGAAAUAAAUGAUAAACAAGAUUUCAUGAAUUAUACUUCAUGUCCUUUACAUUAUGGAAUACAAACAGCUAUAAAAGAAAUUGACUUAGCAAUAAAUGAUUUACAGAAAAGAAAAGAAAAUUUUAAAUCUAGAAAUGGUUGGUUUAAUAAAUUACAAGGAAUACUUCUAUCAAAAAAAGCUCAAUUAAUUACUAGAAUUGAUGAGAUGAAUUAUCAUUAUUGUACAAUAUUCAAUUCAUCGGAUAAAUCGUUAACGUGUAAUUUACCAACACGUCCAAUAAAUUUACUGGUUAAUCCGAAUAGUGCCCCAAAGUUAUUUGAAGAAGUCAUUUGUCUUUUGACUUCAAAUAAACGAAAUGCUCUUAGAUUAGGCUGGAUGCCAUUACUAGCCUACUGGGUUAGAGGAUUCAAACAUGAAGUAAACUCACACAUCACAAAACUACGCAAAAAAUCAUGUCAUCCAUCUACUCUCUGUAAUUCAUUCGAAACUACUUUAACUAUUGCACGUCAGUGUUUAAACUUUGCUUAUGAAACUGUCAAAUUGGCUGAAUCUUUUAGUACCCUAGACGAACUGAAAGGAUGCAGUUUACCAGUUCAUAGAGAUUUAAUUGAAAUCAAAUUUAUGCUGAUAACUGUUUUACUUGAUAUGAUGAAAUUACAUGUAAUCUAUAUGAGAACAAAACUUCAAGAGAAUACUUUAAAAAAUCCAUUAUAUUGUGCUGUCGAAAAUUAUAUCAGUGAAAAUUCUUCAGAUAGUUUAAUAGAAUUGUCGAAUAAAUGUGGUCAGUCUAAACAACAAAUGUGGGAUCGUUCUAUUGUAUAUGCAUUCGAUGAAGUAUGCUCUUUAUUAUCGGAUAUAUUUAAUAUGAGUGAUAAACAACCUCAUCUACUUGCAAAGUGUUACUUUUACUUUGGUGAAUCAGUUUACUUAAAAGGUCAACUAAUAUUGCCGGAUCUUCAAGAUAACUGGAGUCCAGAGAGCAAUGAUAAUGAAGUAGUUAACUUUCAACCAAUCAUCCAAAAUAGUACAUUUAUUCAAGAGAUGACAAAACAAAAUUUGGAAGAUAUUACCUUACAUUCAGGUUUUCGUUGGAGAACUCAUACUGAUGUGCUCAAUGACAUAAAAACUUACAAUUCAGUGAUGGAUCUAUUCUCACAAGCUUCAUCAUUAUUUAUUAUAUGCUUGAAAAUCUGUCUUGCUCAAAAUUUCAUGGGUUUAGCACGUCAAGUUACUGAAUCUCUACUGAAUUUACUUGGCGGAUGUCAUGAGAGUGUUUCUACAUUAACACAAGAUUUACUAAUUGGAUACCAAAGUUGUUCAACAGCUGUUCGAUUGCGAACUCAUUUCUGGCUAACAAUAUUAGCAUAUGAUGCACGUAAAUGUUCUGGAGGUAGUCAGUGCAAUUUGAAUGUAGAAAAUGAAUAUUCUGAUAGAUCUAUAUUAAAUGCUUCAGAAGCACUUGUUCGUCAGUUAAUGUGGUCUUCUCCAUCUUGUACAUAUGACGAUGACAGUUUAUUCACUACAUUUGGAUUCUGCUCAACCAUGGAGCCUUCAUCUUAUCCUGAAGCAUUAGCUUGGAUAACAGGACUUAAAUCUAAUCUAAUUUCUAAUCGCCUACGUUCCGUCGGAGGUUUAUGUAAUGGAUCAGAAGAUCAUAGUAUAUCAGCUAGUCCAUGGAUACCAGUGAUUUUACGAACUUUAACGUCACAAUCACAAGCAUGGAGAGUAACUGAAGUGAAUUCUUCUAUAAUUUUUGAUUCUAGUAAAGUCCUUCAAUCAACUCUAAGUUCACUACCUGGAUCUAAUUUACAAAUAACUAAAACCUGGAAUCUUCUUAUUAUGGAACAUUCAAUUAACUCACACUUUUUAUAUGUUGCUAUACCUAAACCUAUGAACAGGGCUGUGUCGAAUCGAGAUCAUCGGAGCAGUAUACCAGCUAACAAAAGCACUUUUCAGUACACUUUCCUUAGAAUAGAAACUGAUCCAAUCUCAAAAUGUCAGUUGAUUUACUCAUGGAAAAAAUGUUUAAAUCAUUUGGAUGAACAAUUAAAAAAAGCUGCAAAUAUUAAAAGUAAUAACAGUAAUUUAUUUAAACAAAUAACAAAUCAAAUUUUAAAAAUAAAAAGUGAUUUGUUUCAAAACUCUAUUGAAGAUAUUCAAUUAUUCAAUUAUUUAAAUCCAAUAUUUGAAAUAUUAUUAAAAUAUUGGUUACCAGGACCAGAUUCAAAUAAUAAUCAAAAUAAACUUGAUGACAAAUUAAACAAUAAUAAUAAUAAUAAUAAUAAUAAUAAUAAUAAUAAUAAUAAUAAUGAUCCAAGUGGAAUCGUUUGCCAAAUCAAUAAACUAAAUCAAUUAUCUUAUCAAUUAGAACAAUAUUUAAAUAAUCAAUCAGAUCUUUCAAAAGAUGGUUUAUUAAUUAUUUCCGAUUUUUGGUUAAAUGAAUUACCAUUAGAAUUUUACAUUAUGAAUAUAUUAUUUAAUCAUAUAAGUAGUAAUAAUUAUAUAAUAAUUAGAAGGCAUAGUUCAAUAAUACAAAAAAAUUCAACGAAUACAAUAGUAACACCAAACUCUAUGAAACAAAAUAAUUCACCACUUUUAAAAAAAAGAAAUAAUACAAUGAUACCAUUUAGUUGGUUGACAAGAGAAUUUAGUGUACAAUUACUUUAUGCACGUUUAACAGGCCAUCAGAACACACACAAAACCGAUGACUUAUCGGAUAACACACAUGAACAAAGUGUACAACAUAAAACUUCAAAGAAACCAGAAACUACCCGUGGAAUUAGUCUCCAUCCUCUAUUACGUGAUGUUGGAUCAAAACAACCACCAUUACAGUCCUGCAAACAGCAAAAUACAGGAUGUUUACUAAUCGACACAACAUAUGUACGUUACUUGAUUGAUCCAUUUAUGGACACUGAUAUUAUUACUUCUAUUAACUCCAGUAAUGUUUCAGAACAAGCCGAUAAUAAUAACCGAAAUGAUUUCUCUCGUGAUACAAAUUUACAAAAUGACACAGUAGUCAUUAAUUAUUCAUUUAAAAAUCAUUUCCAAUUAUUGCUGAAAGAACCAAUAACACGUAGUCAGCAAUUCACUUCACGUUGGAUUGGAUUAGUAGGUGAUAGUGAACUUGGUAAAGUACCAUCAGAAGAAGAAUUAUUAGUAUUUUUAAAUGAAGGAGCCAGUGUAUUAAUCAGUUAUAUUACAGAAAAUUUCCUUUCUUAUUCGCCUCCAUCUACAUUUAUUAAUUUAUCAAUUCCUAAUUGUCAUUUAAUAUGUCUUCUGGAUAAAAUUUACACAAGAACUAGCCGCCUUAGACAAAUUAAACUUAAUGCUCACAAAACGAUAACGGAAUAUGAACUAGAACAACCACUGUCUACAGCUAUCAUUUCCUCAUUAGUUGGGUCACGUUCUACAAUCCUGCUCCAAUGGUCUACACGACUACAUUGGAAUCAGUUUAGAAUGGGAAAACUGAUAAAACAUUUAUUGGAUCACGUUUAUCCAAUUGGACAAUCAACUUUACUGACACAAUAUGAACUUUUCAAAAUGGAAUUAGAUAAUUAUUUGGAUUGUUUAAAACAAAUUAUUGAAGAUAAAAACAAUCAGCUGUUGGAACGAAAAUCAAUUACUGAAAUCGAUUAUCAAUUUGAUGGUCAAUAUAAACAUUUAGAAAUUCCAACAUUAGAACCAUUUAAUAUGGUUAUUUAUGGACUUCCAAAUAUUUCAUUCGCUUAGGGGAUUAUCUAUAUUUUCUUUUAAUGAAAUGAUCUUUAAAAUUGAACAGUAUUGAUAUUUAUUUUACAAUAUUUGAUAGAACUAAAUAAUAAAUAAAUGACGAAAUG
Molecule: messenger RNA, 9629 nt
Organism: Schistosoma mattheei
Lineage: Eukaryota; Metazoa; Platyhelminthes; Trematoda; Strigeidida; Schistosomatidae
Source: the annotation of a GenBank genome assembly